Molecule: messenger RNA, 221 nt
Organism: Racocetra persica
Lineage: Eukaryota; Fungi; Glomeromycota; Glomeromycetes; Diversisporales; Gigasporaceae
Source: the annotation of a GenBank genome assembly
CCGAAGAUGAGAGAGUUUUUCAUGAAUAUUAUCCAUUAACUCAGAAAACAAAAUGUAUAGUUGUGAGAAUAUUAAAGAUCUAUAAGGCUAUUAGAGAUGAAAAUAGAAUACCAACUAUGACAAGAAAAGAUAUUUUUAAUAUAGAUUUACAGAUUAACUCUUUAGAAGAAACUAUAUUAAUAGAGAUAUUGAUAGUAGAAAUGGAAGAAAGAGAGUAUACA